Molecule: messenger RNA, 2325 nt
Organism: Oryzias melastigma (Indian medaka)
Lineage: Eukaryota; Metazoa; Chordata; Actinopteri; Beloniformes; Adrianichthyidae
Gene: tsen2
Product: TSEN2 tRNA splicing endonuclease subunit
Exons: 12
Coding region: 286-1494 (402 amino acids)
Biological process (GO): tRNA splicing, via endonucleolytic cleavage and ligation; tRNA-type intron splice site recognition and cleavage
Cellular component (GO): tRNA-intron endonuclease complex
Molecular function (GO): nucleic acid binding; tRNA-intron lyase activity
Source: RefSeq, a predicted model, not a curated record
GACUGGCAGGUAAACAGUAAGAAAUCGUGGAUCUCCAAGUACAAAAGCGAACUGUAGUUUACCUCCGCGGCACUAGGUGGCUCCCUUAAACAAUUUUAUAACUACAGAAGAAGAUUCGAAAAAAACAUUGACAGAACCCGUUUGAUCCAGGAGUAUCCACGUGCACUGCAACGUAGCAAAAUAAACCCACGUGGUCCGAAAUUUAACUCUAGUGCAGAAAAAUUUCCAAAUAUUCAGGUCCGAACCCCACAAAGAGGUGAACCGCUUAGGAACUGCUCCGCAGCAAUGCAGGCUGACUUCCGCGCUCCCCGGCGGCGCGCGCGGGUUUACGAAGAACUGGAGGCUCCGCUGCCGGUCAUCCGGAGUCCCGGGGAGAAGUGCCGGUACCGGGCCGAGCUUAUCAACCAGCACGUGCUUGUCUGCCACCCCGAACAUAUCAGGAGGAUACACAACCAGGGUUUUUUUGGAAAAGGCAUUUUGUCAAGAGCGAGACCUGAUCACAGCAUUUCAGAAAAAUGGGAGGAACUCGAGGAUUUGUACCUUCCCGUUCUCUCUCAGGCCAGGUACGAAGAACUACUUGGGUGGGCAAAGACAAGUCUUUCUGCUCAGGGAUUGUCUGCAGAGGUCGUGGAUCAAACCCUUCACGAACUAACACAGAAAUUGGAGAUAGAGGAUGUGAGGCGUGAACUGAGGGAGGCUGAGGAGCCAAAGUCAGAGGAUGGAGUAUGUGACAACACAAAAAGUCUGGGGAUGGAAUCUGAGGUGGAGGAGCCUGAGGCCAAGAAACGCUGCAGGUCAGACUCACAGGACCUAAACUUGGACCAGAAUUCUGAGCCCAGCUCUGACUCUGAUCAAGACUCUGAACCGGAUCUUGGUUUUCGGGUUCCAGGUCCUGGUUUUGUGCUGGUAGUCCCUGAGAAUCAGAAUGAAGGUGGAGUCAGAGAAGUGAAGCGAAGCCCGUUGUCUCUAACUGAGUACCUGCAGCUCAGCUUGGAGGAGGCCUUUUUCCUUGUAUACAGUUUGGGCUGCUUGUCGGUGUAUCUGCAGCAGGAGCCUCUGUCAGUCAUCCAGCUGUGGCGAAUGUUCCGGUCUUUGCGUCCAGACUUCAUCAGCUCUUACGCUGCAUAUCAUCAUUUCCGAAGCAGGGGCUGGGUCCCCAAAGGAGGCAGCGGUGCCAAGUAUGGUGUGGACUUCAUGCUUUACAGGAAGGGACCUCCUUUCUACCACGCCAGUUACUCUGUGGUUGUAGAGCAAACUGAUGAUGAGUUUAGGGGCUCAACGCUGCGUCCGUUUUCAUGGCGUUCAUUUGCUGCCCUUAGCAGAAUUACCGCCAGCGUCUCCAAGGAGCUGAUGCUGUGUUACAUUGUGUAUCCUGGUGAGCUAAACGAGGCGGAGCUUGAUUCACCUGUAUGCCUGAGCAAGCUGAAGAUUCAGGAAGUGAUCGUCAGCAGGUGGGUUUCCUCCAAGGAGCGAGCCGAGCAAGAUGACGUCUGAUUGGCUAAUAGACAUUAAAUUGCAGAGGACAGUUUGGAGCCAAUCAGGAAUGUGGGUUAGUUGAUGAACUCCUGUCUGUGGAAUAUAAAAAUUAUAGCAGUCCAAAGUACUGCUUCACAUAAAAUGCAAAAAAAAAUUACAUUUGGAUUAGAGUUGGUAACUGUAACAUACAGAGAAGAAAUAUCAUCUUCCAUCAAAUUAGAACUUUAAGCUUAGUCCCCUCUGACAGCUUGAACACAAAAUAAUCUGCUCUUCUCUGUAUUGUGAUGUAUCAGAAAGAGUUCAAAAUGAAGAAGAUGACUGAAGUCUGAACUGUUCGUCUUCCUAUUCAAAUAUGUUGCUCUCUUUCUGACGAGGCUGCACGUGUUCUGCAUGUUCCAAGCAGCAAACCAGAUGUAAAUCAUCAGUUCCUGAAAGUUUGAAGGAGUUAAUAAAUAUAUACCGCAAUGCUUUCAUCAGUGAAAUAUAUUUUUGUGGUAACAAGUUCCUUGAUAUUUUUUUUUAUUCAGCACAACUAUUAUGUUUAAACUUCUAUAUUUUAUUUUUAUUAUUAUUUUGUUUUAAACUGACAAUAAGGUUUUAUAUGGCUGCAUGUAAAUACUGUAUAUCUUUGUAAGUAUUGUAUAAAUAGUUUGCUGAAUUUCUGAAAAUGAAAAAAUACAUGUGAAUAUGAUUAUUUCAAAUGUAUUUUAUAUUGUUAUUAUUUGUGCACUGAAAAAGAGAGGCAUCACAUAAUACGAUUUUAUUGUCUAUAUUGGUUCCAUCAAUCCCUUCAAGAAGAUGAAUGUUCCUCCUUAUUAGUGUAAUAAAAACACUUACACUGGAAAAAAA